AUGGCGAAUAAAACUCAAUGUUUUACAUGCAACAAGGAAAAAAUAACUUAUCCUUGUGACGGAUGUUCACAAAGAUUUUGUUUAAUACAUUUACCAGAACAUCAACAAAAACUGAAUGAAGAAUUAAAUCAUAUUAUUGAUGAUUAUAAUGAAUUUACAGAAAGAAUUAAUGGGCAAAAACAAAAUCUACACAAUCAUUCAUUAAUAAAACAAAUUAAUCAAUGGGAAAGAAAUUCAAUUGAAAGAAUUCAACAAAAAGCACAAGAAUGUAGAGAAACUGUCAUUGAAUCAUCGCGAACAUUUAUUAAUGAUAUUGAAAAUAAAUUUAAUGAAUUAAAUAAACAAACACAACAACUUCAUAAAGAAAAUGACUUUAAUGAAAUUGAUUUAAAUAAUUUAAAAAAUCAAUUAAGAAAAAUUACAGAAGAACUAAAUAAUCCGUCAAAUGUUUCUAUUCGACAAGAUUCACAAGCAUUUAUUAGUGAUAUUUCGAUUAUUUCGUCAAAAAAACCAAAAUUCAACAAAUGGAAACAAAAUGGCAUCACUGUGGCUGGUGGAAAUGGACAAGGACAAGAAUUAAAUCAACUCAAUCGCCCUUUGGGCAUUUUUAUUGAUAAAAACAAAAAUAUUAUUAUUGUUGAUGUUUAUAAUCAUCGUAUUGUUGAAUGGAAACAUAAUGCAAAAGAAGGAAAAAUUAUUGCAGGCGCUAGUGGCAAAGGACUUCGAAUGGAUCAAUUGAAUGGACCAACAGAUGUGAUUGUUGAUCAACAGAAUCAUUCGAUCAUCAUUGCUGAUUUAGGGAACAGACGAGUGAUUCAAUGGUUGAAUCAGAAUCAGCAAAUUCUCAUUAACAAUAUUGACUGUUGUCGUUUGGCAAUGGAUAAACACGGAUUUCUUUAUGUUUCUGAUUAUAAGAAGAAUGAAGUGAGACGAUGGAAAAUGGGAGAAUACAAUGAAGGAGUUGUAGUGGCAGGUGGAAAUGGAAAAGGAAAUCAACUUAAUCAACUAAAUACUCCUACUUUUAUGUUUGUUGAUGAAAAUCAAUCUGUUUAUGUAUCGGAUUGCAACAAUCAUCGUGUGAUGAAAUGGAGAAAAGAUGCAAAAGAAGGAACAAUUGUGGCUGGAGGAAAUGGUCAAGGAAAAAAUCUCAAUCAAUUCUCUCAACCUCAAGGAAUAUUUGUUGAUGAUUUGGGUCAAAUCUAUGUGGCAGAUAGUGGGAAUGAUCGAGUAAUGCGUUGGUGUGAAGGAGAAGGUGAAAUUGUUGUUGGUGGAAAUGGUGAAGAAAAUCGAUCAAAUCAAUUGAAUGGUCCCAUAGGUUUAUCUUUUGACCAUGAAGGAAAUAUUAAUGUUGCUGAUCAAUCGAAUCAUCGAAUUGAAAAAUUUGAAAUAAUUUUGUGA
This is a messenger RNA of Adineta steineri, 1398 nucleotides long. NCBI's taxonomy places the organism in Eukaryota, Metazoa, Rotifera, Eurotatoria, Adinetida, Adinetidae. The record is from the annotation of a GenBank genome assembly.